Molecule: messenger RNA, 903 nt
Organism: Hansenula ciferrii
Lineage: Eukaryota; Fungi; Ascomycota; Saccharomycetes; Phaffomycetales; Wickerhamomycetaceae
Gene: YMC1
Product: organic acid transporter
Exons: 1
Coding region: 1-903 (300 amino acids)
Biological process (GO): mitochondrial L-ornithine transmembrane transport
Molecular function (GO): L-ornithine transmembrane transporter activity
Source: RefSeq, a predicted model, not a curated record
AUGACUGAAGAAACUUCAUUCCCAGAUUUAGACAAGAUCAAUAAUCAACCAAUUGAUGAUAAAUAUAGAGUUGCAAAGGAUUUAUUUGCAGGUACUAUUGGUGGUAUAACUCAAGUUUUAGUUGGUCAACCUUUUGAUACAACAAAAGUACGAUUACAAUCCGAUACAACAGGUCAAUAUAAAAACACUUUAGAUGUUGUUAAAAAAUUAAUUUCGAAUGAAGGUCCUCAAGGGUUUUAUAAAGGUACUUUGACUCCAUUGAUUGGUGUUGGUGCUUGUGUUUCAAUUCAAUUUGGUGUUAAUGAAUAUAUGAAGAGAAAUGUAUUCAGUGAUUUUAAAAUUUUAUCAAAUUCUCAAUAUUAUCAAUCUGGUCUUGUUGCAGGUGUGGCAAAUUCUAUCUUAGCUUCACCAAUUGAACAUAUUCGUAUUAGAUUACAAACUCAAUUGAAAGGUAAUUUAGGUCCUUUAGAUAUUAUUAAAAACAUUUAUAAAUCAAAUGGGGUUAGUGGAUUAAUGAAAGGUUUUAUACCAACUGCUAUAAGAGAAGGUCAUGGUAUGGGUAUGUAUUUCCUUACAUUUGAAUACUUGGUUAAACAAGAUAUCUUGAAAAAUAAAGUUGAAAGAAAAGAUAUUCCAGGUUGGAAAUUAUGUCUUUAUGGUGCAGGUGCAGGUUAUAGUAUGUGGUUUUCAGUUUAUCCAAUUGAUGUUAUAAAAUCAAGAUUACAAACAGAUUCAUUAAAUAAACCUAUUUAUAAAAAUAUGUUUCAUGUAACUUCAACAAUUUGGAAAACUCAAGGUUUAAAAGGGUUUUUCAAAGGUUUUAUACCAACAAUUUUAAGAGCUGCUCCAGCUAAUGCUGCUACAUUUUAUGCAUUUGAACUUACAAUUAGAUUAUUAGGUUAG